Durusdinium trenchii is the source of this 1975-nucleotide messenger RNA. The record is from the annotation of a GenBank genome assembly. NCBI's taxonomy places the organism in Eukaryota, Dinophyceae, Suessiales, Symbiodiniaceae.
AGAAUAAAAACGAUGCUUUUGCAGCAAAAAUCUCGAGCCAUGGUGCGGCACAGCGGUGUUGCUCGCGCUUUGCUUCUGGUGCUUGCCGUUGUGUCCAGCCACCAGUCUUUGCCAACAGCACAAGCCAGGUUGCCAGAUGAUGUCAGUGGAGGGCUGCUGGCGAUGUUGGCAGUUCUUUUGGUACUGGGGCUAAUGGUCUUCCCCAUGCUGUCACCUUUGCUGCUCUACUGGCGCAUUUUGUUUUUUUUCUGGUUUGGUGGCCGCUAUGCCGAUGCGAAGACACGAUUCGGCUUGAGCGGCAUGAGCAGUGGCCAUCUUUACAGCCUUGCCAUGGUGCCAUGGCUUAUGACCAAGCCUCACUACCGCACAGGCACCUUCAAGGAGGACAUGCUGACGAAUUUGCGCAAUGUGGUCUUGCCAACUGGCAUCUAUGGCGUUCCUCUUUCUCUUUGGGCCUACAGCCGCCUGCAUGCUUUGGUCGCAAUCCUCUUUGUGAUUCCUUUUGCUGCGUUUGUGGGCUCAUGGUAUCGGAGGAUCUUCGGCCUGGACUUUGCCUAUGCGUGCUUUCGAAGGAGUCUCCUGGAACCGCGAGAUUGGUUUCAGCUUUGGAGAUUGAACUGUCGCUUAGCAUCCAUGACAGCGUUGGCCACAAAGAGCCCAGACUUUGACAUGGAGAGCAAGUGGAACUUCAUCAAGGGCUGUCUGGACAAUGGCUUGCCAACAACUCCAGCGCUUGAAACCCCAAAGAUUCUCGUUGCGAAGGACGUGAAUGAGGAAGGAGGCAUGGGCAUCCACGUCCUGCCAAACGUCCUUUAUGGUGGAGCCUGGCUUUUGCAGGAGAAGUUGGACAAUCACCCUGACGUGCAACAGCUCCUUCCUAAGGACAGUCCAUUGUCAACGAUGCGGGUUGUGACAGGCUCGUAUGGAGCUUUGGCACUGCUCGGCCGCCCUGCAGAGACAAAGAAGCUUUGCAAUGCACUUUGUGCCGUUUGGCGCGCCGGCCGUGCAGGGGCCUCGACUGAUCACAGCUGUGUCAUGGUGGAUGUCCCUCAACCCCGGGGUGAACAGACCCUUGGAACAGGCUCCAGCUCUGCCCAUUGGUAUGCGCAAGGCUUCAAGUCUUUGGGAAAGCCCUUGAGCACAGCAGAUGGAAGCAUUGCUCAUCAUCCAGAUACAGAGCUUUCUUUGUGUGGAUGCAAACUACCGAAGGUGAAAGAGGCCUUGGAACUGUGUGAGCGCUCACACGAGAUCCUCAUUCCCUCGGUUCCAUUAGCCGGCUGGGACGUUGCCUUCGUAGCCGAGGAGGAUCCGAAGGCUCCGGCGAAGUUGGUUUUGCUGGAGGCAAACUUGUCUUGCAAUUUCUUCCGAGGAACUGUGAACUGGGAGGAGUACGGAAAGCUGCUGGAUCUCCACUUCGCAGCCUUAGAUCAGAAAUUCUUUGGCUGAGGUGGAUGUUUACAGAUGUUUACAGUCACACUUGCUGGGACGACUCACUUUCCAUUCCCAGAAAUUUGUCCAAAGGCUUCCUUCAGAGAAACCAUGAGGACUUCUUCGUUAAUGACCUCAUAACGGACAUCUUCGUCACCCGACCAUGAGUUCCCCCUCACAACGGACAUCUUCGGCUUGGAACGCGCCGGUUUGGACAACUAUUCCUACUGUGUGGUACAGUUUGAUGGCGGAGAAAAGAGUUGCGCUCAGUGUGCAUUUGCGACACCCUAACUGCGCAACCGCCAAAACGUGCGAUGACCAAUCUAGGAAAGAGCGAUCGUGAAUUUCAAGAAUGUGGCCAAAACCAGUACAAGCGAUUGGCCCCUCAAAAACGAUAACCAGGGCAGCAGUUUUUGGAUAUGUGCAGCUAUGUUGAAAGAGUGGCUGGGGUCUGAAAAAGCAAUACACUCCCAUCAAAAGCGAUAUCCUUGUUGAAUCAUGUUCUCUUCAUUACAAGACGUUUUGGCAGACACUCAUAUUGAAGAAC